Brienomyrus brachyistius is the source of this 1101-nucleotide messenger RNA. Its product is annotated as interleukin-17D-like. The record is from RefSeq and is a predicted model, not a curated record. Gene Ontology annotation, biological process: inflammatory response. The transcript is spliced from 3 exons. Gene Ontology annotation, molecular function: cytokine activity. Lineage: Eukaryota; Metazoa; Chordata; Actinopteri; Osteoglossiformes; Mormyridae. The coding region runs from base 126 to 734 and encodes 202 amino acids. Gene Ontology annotation, cellular component: extracellular region.
ACCUUACAUUUUAAGCGCGGAUAAUUUGACCGUGUUUCGGCGAAGCGCGCAUAGCUUGACCGCAGUGAAGAAAGUCAGCAAGGGACAAAAUUUUCGACUAAAGCGUUUAAAAUUUGAACACAACCAUGUUAAGCAUGAUCCCGAUUGUGCUCAUAAUAUUUCUGUUGGGUGAGAUCACUUCUGUUGCUAAGUCACCGAAGAAACAACCACGUACCCGUCAGUGUUCUGAUUUACCAGAGGAAAUCUUGGAACAAACAUUUGGACGUCUUUCGGCUGGUGUCCUAAGUGCAUUCCACCAUACGCUGCAACUGUCUCCACUGGAGAGAGAGAAUUUAACCUGUCCAUCAGCAGGUCACCCGAUGCCAAGGAAAAAUUCCAGCCUCCCAAUUAAUGUUGUUAGCAUUUCUCCAUGGGCUUACAGGAUAUCGCAUGAUCUUACGAGAUACCCCCGGCUCAUCCCUGAGGCCUACUGCUUGUGUAAAGGUUGCCUGACUCGUCCGUUUGGGGAGGAGAGCCACUUAUACCGGAGUAUGCCAAUCUACAUGCCAUUUGUCAUCUUGCGCCGUACAACUUCCUGCUCAGGAGGUCACUAUUCUUACACUGAGAGCUAUGUUUCCAUCCCUGUGGGUUGCACCUGUGUUCCCUUACAGGACAAGAAUGGCUAUACUAGUGACCAAAACCUGAAGAUAGCAGACUUGGAAACCAAGGUUGACAAAUCUAACAAACAUUUAUAACUAAAAAACAAAACCUGAAAUAUGAAUGUGCAACAGUCUGUUUAAACAGAGAAUAGAAGUUAAACUUUCUAAAAGAGUACAUUUCUGACAACAGUUUUGAAUAAAUUCAUAUUGAAUAUUUAAUUAGACCAACUGUUUAGGCAAACUGUGCAGUAUAACAUCUAUAUGUCCAACUGUUUUUGUAUAUUCAAGUCAUAUUUUGGAUGUAAUGACUAUGAAUAUAUCCACUUUCCGAAAUGGUGUUUAUUAUGUGUUUCGGCAUAUUAAGGGUUGUCUCUAUUUCAAUUACUAUUUUGCUAUCUGGAUAUUAAGCUUUGAGUAAAAGUUCUUUUUUGCCCAGCAGACAAUAAAACACUAUCCAAAGGGA